Messenger RNA from Tinamus guttatus (white-throated tinamou), 3212 nucleotides. The record is from RefSeq and is a predicted model, not a curated record. NCBI's taxonomy places the organism in Eukaryota, Metazoa, Chordata, Aves, Tinamiformes, Tinamidae.
AUUUAAUUCCUGAAAGUACGGUUGUCGUCUGUCCCUCCAAGAAUUUGUCCAAGGAGGUAAACAAAGAAAAUCAAAAGCCAGUUAGCAUGGCUGGUGAGCACUUGGAGAUGGAGUCCCAGCUGAGCAUCUCUUCAGAUGAAAUAGAAGAAGGAGAAAUCAUAAGCAGUGAUGAUGAUGAAGAAAAAUCUAAACCAGAACGCACCUCUGAAAAUACAAAGAAAACAAUACCAAGAACUUCUCCUGAAACACGCAAUUUGACCCGCAAUCCACAUAAUCAACAGAGCAAAACUGUCUGUGGCAACGAAGAUAGUGGAAAGUUUGUUUCUGUGAAAUUAAGUACAAAGAAGAAUAGAGAGAGACAUAAAAACCAGACCUUCAGAUCUUCAAAGGAGAUGAAGAAAAAUAAAACUGUGAGCAUUGCUUGUCUCGAAAAAAUGGUUCAGAUUAUUACUGAACCUUCAACUGUACAAGAAAUUAUGCAAAUGCUAAGAGCAAUACGAAAACAGGUAAGGAAAAACUACAUGAAGUUCAAGGUACAUUUUCCAGUUCAACAUUUUCACAGAAUUAUAGAAUCUGCCAUUAUAAAUUUUACAUCAUUAAUAAAAUACUUAAACUUUUCCAAGAUGUCUACAUUAGGUGAUACUUUAAAAUUGAAUCUCUGUGAUACUAUAGAGUCCAAACUCAAACAAGUUAAGAAGAAUGCCAUAGUGGAUCGUCUUUUUGAACAGCAAGUGUCAGAUAUGAAGAAACAGUUAUGGAAAUUUGUAGAUGAGCAGCUUGAUUACUUAUUUGACAAGGUAAGGAGAAUUUUAAUAAAACUAUGUGAUGCAGUAAAUGUGGGAAAUGACACUGAGGAAGGGAAGUUUGAAAGAACAGGAAAACAAAAACGCAGAAUUGGUCAGAAAAACGAUGUUCAGAGGUCGCAAAAAAAAUCAUUGAAUGCCAGAUCUCAAAAGACUGAAGAAUAUAUCCUUUCUAAGACAACUGUGGAUUACCAACCACCUAAAAAGUGUCACCACGAGAAAAAUAAAACUGAUGCACCAAAAACUAUCCUUACAAAAUGUCUCAACUCUAUUGAUAACACAAGAAUUUCCCAAAGCAAAGUGCAGCCCUCUAAGGAGACUAAUUUACAAGGCGCUCUCACUCCACUGAAAAGCACAAGACAUGAAAAGGAAGGAUUUCAACUAACCAAAGAUGCUAACAAGUCUGAUCUUAGUUAUGACCUUCUCACAGAACAACAAGCAUCCAGUCUUACGUUUAAUCUUGUGAGUGAUGCUCAGAUGGGUGAAAUUUUCAAAAGUUUGUUGCAAGGUUCUGAUCUCUUGGAAAAAAGUGGCAGCAAUAUUGACAGACAUGAAUGGGAAUUCAGGACACCAGAAAAACAGCUUUUAGAAAGUCAGAAGUGCAGAAGUAAUAAUGCUGUAUUAAUUCAAGAGAUUGCACCAAAGGAGGCUUCUGUGGAUCCUCGACCUGUAGAAGAUAUUAACUGGCCUGUGGUUUCACCUCUUAGAGCUCCUUCUUUAUCAUCCAGGCUUCAAAUGUCCAUUGAUCCAAGUGUACUAGAUGAAAGCUGUAUGUUUGAGGUUCCUGCAAGUGCCACCUCAUGCAAAGAGGAUGAGUGCAGUUUACAAAAAAAUAAAUCCUUUGUUUCUUCUAUUCUCCUUGAAGAUUUGGCUGUUUCUUUAACUAUUCCAUCACCUUUGAAAUCAGAUGCUCACCUCAGCUUCCUAAAACCUGAGAAUAGCUCUGGUUCCACUCCUGAGGGUGUCCUUAGUGCCCAUUACAGUGAAGACGCGCUCCUUGAAGAGGAGGAUGCCACCGAACAGGACAUUCAUUUGGCUUUGGAAUCCGAUAACUCCAGCAGUAGAUCGAGUUGUUCCUCUUCGUGGACGAGUCGGCCUGUUGUUGCCGGCUUUCAGUGCCGCCCUAGCCUACCAAUGCAAGCGGUGAUCAUGGAGAAGUCCAACGAUCACUUCAUUGUAAAGAUCCGGCGUGCGGUGCCGUGCGCCGCACCGGCAUCGGAUCCAACGGCCUUCAUGAAGGAGGCGCGGGCCUCCUCAGCCAGGAAUGGAAGUGAAGCCCUGAGGGGUAGUGAGAAAAGGGAGAGCCAGCGAGCCACAGCAGCCACCAGGCAAGAAACUGUCCAGCCAGACCCGAGGCAGCCUGAUGAGUUGCGUUACGUCCAGGCUGCGCAAGAACAAAGUCCUGCCUCACCUCAGCCAGGGAGCGAGUCACCUGGAAAGGAAGAAACUGCUGGUUUGCUUGGGCCCUGUAGAAAAUCUGCAAGCACAAAUAGCCCUGACACAGGCAGCCCGAGUGAAGACUGUGGGAGCUCGCAGGGGCAUGAAUUUAAAGUACCUGGAAACAUAAAUGCAAUUGCUGUUAGAUCCGAAGCUGCUUUUCCCAUUGGAUGCAGUGUAGAGUCAUACAUAGACUUAACAGAUGAUAUUGUUAAUGAAAAUCCGUGUCUUGCAGUACAAUCUCCUGCAGAUAAGAGAAGUCAGGAAACUUCUACUGGAAAUGCAGAAAUUGGUGAUAAAAAGGAAGAACUGGAAGAGUGCUCUGUUGAUGCGUUUAUAGACUUAACAGAAGAGCUUUCCAAUGAGACUGUGGCAGGUGAGGGUAAUCUUGAAACAAAAUCCACUUCAAAUACUGAUGCAGGAUGCCAAAUAAACAUAGAUGAUAAAACUAGUAAAAAAAGGAAAAAAGAUUCUGCAGUAGACAAUUCUAACUCAAAAAGACAACGUAAAGAAAGCGAAUCACUGAGUGAGGGGAAUGAUGGAAAUGAUGUGAAAUCUGAAGAGAUAAAUUCAGUACCCAGACGAUCUUCCAGCAAGAAGAAUGAGUUGCCACAGAACAAAGACUCUUCUCCUUCGGCUUCAUCUGCAUCAUCACCUAGUUUGUAUGCCAAAAACAUUGUUAAAAAGAAAGGAGAAGUAGUAGUUUCCUGGACAAGAAAUGAUGACCGAGAAAUCUUACUGGAGUGUCAGAGAAAAGGACCUUCAAGCAAAACUUUUGUUUCCUUAGCAACUAGGUUAAACAAAAGCCCAAAUCAGGUUUCAGAAAGAUUCAAGCAGUUAAUGAAGCUUUUCAAGAAAUCCAAGUGCAAGUGAACUUACCUCCAAGCUGCUUUGUGGUUACCAGGUUUAGGUGUUUUCAGCAAUGAGACUACAACCACUGCAUUCAUGUGGUGGGGCUAGUGGAGGUAUCCA